Ogataea parapolymorpha DL-1 is the source of this 1911-nucleotide messenger RNA. Its product is annotated as SWI/SNF chromatin-remodeling complex subunit SNF5. Lineage: Eukaryota; Fungi; Ascomycota; Pichiomycetes; Pichiales; Pichiaceae. Gene Ontology annotation, biological process: regulation of transcription by RNA polymerase II; chromatin remodeling. The record is from RefSeq and is a predicted model, not a curated record. The transcript has a single exon. Gene Ontology annotation, molecular function: transcription coregulator activity. Gene Ontology annotation, cellular component: SWI/SNF complex; nucleus; nuclear chromosome. The coding region runs from base 1 to 1911 and encodes 636 amino acids.
AUGUUCGAGGGCUCUUCGGGCGGACAGCCGCCCCCUCAACAGCAGAUGACGCCACAGAUGAUCAUCCAGAACCUCAUGCGGAUGGAUCCACAGCAGCGGAACGCAGUUAUCAUGAAAAACCCGCAAUUGCAGAUGUUUCUCCAGCACUACGAACAACAAAGAAAGGCUGCACUCAACCAGUCGAUGAACCCCCAGAUGCAGGCAAAAAUCAUCCAGCAGCAGCAACAGCGACAGAUCCAGCAGCAGAGACAGCAAAUAUCCGGCCAGGUUCCGGGCCAGAUGCCACACCAGAUACCGACGCCUGUGCCCGCACCGCAGGUGGCCCAGAAAAACCCCGGCAUGCAGGCCCAGAAACGUAUGGUUCGUAAACGGAGCUCUGCAAAGGACCCGCUUGACCCUUCUGGAACGCCUGUAGGCUCGCCCGUGAUAUCUCAAGGACCGCAUCCUGUCCAGAACAUGGGAUAUCCUCCAGGUGCGCAAUCUGGACCAGUGCCCCCUCCAGUCGCGCAGGCUCCGCCGCAACCGGUUGUGCCUCUCUCAGAGAGGAUAGAAGACACUCAUAAAUGGUCAAAGACGUUUGAGAACGAGGAGAAAGAGGUGCCUACGUCAAUCAAGGUGUACGAACAGAUAAUCGAACGCGAUAUGGACUACGACCGUCGUUCGGUGGCCGAAACCAAGAAACCUUUCAAUGCAGAGCAAUUGCAGGCAAUGGCAAGAGAUCUCAAAUUUUACCAGACCAUCAGAGACUCCCGGCUCAAGGCUAUAGCGUUGACGGAGGCCGGCAAAAACGCAGAAAGUAUUUGGGGCGACGGGUACUCGGGCUAUGGAAACGGUUUCAGCGCAGGCAAGACCCGGCUAGUGUUCCCCAGAAACCGCAAGAAGCAUUCGCGCGUGCCGGACGAUUACAUACCUCCCGAGGCGUACGAGAAACAAGCCAAUAAGCCAGAGGAGCUGGUUCCGAUUCGUCUGGAGUUUGACGUAGACAGAGAUUCUUUCAAGCUAAACGACACUUUUCUGUGGAACUUGAACGAGGGAACCAUCUCUGUGGAGCGGUUUGCACAGAUUCUAAUGGAAGACUACAAGUUUCCCCAGGGACAGGCAUCGAACGUGGAAAAAAUAGUGAGCAGCAUCAAGGAACAAAUCAAUGAGUACCAUCCAAUGGUCUAUGGCGAGUUCAAAGGUUCUGAUCUACGGCUGCCGAUUUCUGUGGAUAUAACCAUCGGCAAUAACCAGCUGGUGGAUAAGUUCGACUGGGACCUAGCGAACCCAGAUAAUGACCCAGAGGAGUUUGCGAGGGUAAUGUGCGAGGAAAUGGCUCUUCCGAACGAGUUCAUGACAGCUAUCUCUCACGCAAUCCGUGAACAGUGCCAAAUCUACGUCAAGUCGCUAUUUUCCGUUGGAUACAAGUUCGACGGGUCGCCGAUCACGAGUGACGAGUUCAAGGACCUUAACCGUUCGCAGAUCGACAAGGACUCGGUUGUUAGAGCGCGCCAUCACUUACAGGAGUACACGCCGUCAUUGCAAGAGAUCACGUUCGACGCACUGGAGAAAAUCACAAAGGAGAGAGAAAGAGAAUCACGCAGAAAGAAACGUGGCCAGACCCGUGUUGGCCGUCGCGGAGGAAUCGUACUGCCCGAUCUUCACGAUCUGCCAAAGACGUUCCGCACUCCGGUGCCUUCAACAGUUCUUCCGUCCGGCGUCAAUCUUGGGCCUCCCGUGGACAGCUACAUCGACUUCCCGUUGCAGGUGGAAAUUCCACAGGAGCAACUACAGGCUCUUGAGGAAUUCCGGGCACAAGAGCGGGUGCAGGCUGUGCCGGUCGACCGCGUGGGUCCCGUGGUGGCCAGCAACGGCGUCGCUUACCAGAUCGACAUGCAGCGUGCGAUUGUGAGGAUCAAGCUAAGAAAAUAA